AUGGACAGUCCCAGCUCCCUGUCAUCAGAGCCCACGACCUUGGAACCCGGAAACGCCUCCUCUGCCUGGCCCCCGGAUGUCUCGGUGGGAAAUGUAUCCGCGGGCCCCAGCCCGGCUGGGCUGGCUGUCAGCUGCAUCCUCAUUCCGCUGGUCUACCUGGUGGUGUGCGUGGUUGGUCUGCUAGGCAACUCGCUGGUCAUCUACGUGGUCCUGCGGCACACGGCCAGCCCGUCGGUCACCAGCGUCUACAUCCUCAACCUGGCGCUGGCAGACGAGCUCUUCAUGCUGGGACUGCCCUUCCUGGCUGCCCAGAACGCCCUGUCCUACUGGCCCUUUGGUUCCCUCAUGUGCCGCCUGGUUAUGGCUGUGGAUGGCAUCAACCAGUUCACCAGCAUCUUCUGCCUCACCGUCAUGAGCGUGGACCGCUACCUGGCCGUGGUGCAUCCCACGCGAUCCGCACGCUGGCGCACGGCCCCCGUGGCCCGCGUGGUCAGCGCGGCCGUGUGGCUGGCCUCUGCGGUGGUGGUGCUGCCCGUGGUGGUGUUCUCGGGUGUGCCCCGGGGCAUGAGCACCUGCCACAUGCAAUGGCCCGAGCCGGCCGCGGCCUGGAGAGCCGGCUUCAUCAUCUACACGGCCGCUCUGGGCUUCUUCGGGCCGCUGCUGGUCAUCUGCCUCUGCUACCUGCUCAUCGUGGUGAAGGUGCGCUCGGCCGGGCGCAGGGUGCGGGCGCCCACCUGCCGAUGGGUGCAGGCACCCGUGUGCCAGCGGCGGCGGCCGUCCGAGCGCAGGGUCACGCGCAUGGUGGUGGCCGUGGUGGCCCUCUUCGUCCUCUGCUGGAUGCCCUUCUACGUGCUCAACAUCGUCAACGUGGUGUGCCCGCUGCCCGAGGAGCCUGCCUUCUUCGGCCUCUACUUCCUGGUGGUGGCGCUGCCCUAUGCCAACAGCUGUGCCAACCCCAUCCUCUACGGCUUCCUCUCCUACCGCUUCAAGCAGGGCUUCCGCAGGGUCCUGCUGCGCCCAUCCCGCCGGGUGCACAGCCAGGAGCCCACAGCAGGACCUCCGGAGAAGACAGACGAGAAGGAGGAGGAGGAUGGGGAGGAUGGGGAGGAGGAGGACGACGAGAGUGAGGAGAGGAGAGGGAAGGAGACGAAUGGUGGGAUCCGCCACGUGGCGCAGCCUGGCACCAGCGGGCAGCAGUGCCCGCCUGGUGCAGCCAGGGAGCACCAGCUUCUACCCCGGGAGCCCCUGGCCGAGGACAAGCCCAGCAUCCGGCACACCAGCUAUCUCUAG
Molecule: messenger RNA, 1290 nt
Organism: Dipodomys spectabilis (banner-tailed kangaroo rat)
Lineage: Eukaryota; Metazoa; Chordata; Mammalia; Rodentia; Heteromyidae
Gene: Sstr3
Product: somatostatin receptor 3
Exons: 1
Coding region: 1-1290 (429 amino acids)
Biological process (GO): neuropeptide signaling pathway
Cellular component (GO): neuron projection; membrane
Molecular function (GO): somatostatin receptor activity; neuropeptide binding
Source: RefSeq, a predicted model, not a curated record